This is a messenger RNA of Lates calcarifer (barramundi perch), 1541 nucleotides long. RefSeq lists its product as uncharacterized. The record is from RefSeq and is a predicted model, not a curated record. Gene Ontology annotation, cellular component: membrane raft; external side of plasma membrane. The transcript is spliced from 8 exons. Gene Ontology annotation, biological process: interleukin-15-mediated signaling pathway; positive regulation of ERK1 and ERK2 cascade; T cell activation. Lineage: Eukaryota; Metazoa; Chordata; Actinopteri; Centropomidae. Bases 93 to 1145 code for a protein of 350 amino acids. Gene Ontology annotation, molecular function: protein tyrosine kinase binding; MHC class II protein binding.
ACAAUGAGGAACCAACAGGUCUCAGACCAAUAACAUCGUCUGUGAUCUCUCCCUGCUGCUACAGUAUCACUCUGACUUUUACAGCGAGAAGCAUGAUGAUGGAUUUAAAAUGGAUUAAAGUGUCUUUAUUUCUGUCGGUACUUCUGUUUACAGCAGUAAAUGGACAAACUUCCUCCAUCACUGUCAGAGCUGGAGACGAAGCCACUUUGUCCUGUGGACAUGUGAUAAAAGAUCAGGAUCAAUGUAACGGAACUACCUGGAUCUUCAGUGGUUCAGGAAGCAGAGCAGCAGUAACUCUGUUUGAACAUGGGCAGAUUCAUAAUAAUACAGCAUCUAAAUCAGACAGACUGAGUGUCACAGAGAACUGUUCUCUGGUUAUAAAGAAGGUCACAGUUGAGGAUGCUGGUCGUUACACCUGCAGACAGUUUAACAGAUCAGGACGACAACAAGCUCCAGAUGCUCAGGUUGAACUGUCUGUUGUUACCAUGACUGAACAGAAGAACAGAGAUCAUGUGACAUUAAACUGCUCUGUGAGGACAUAUGACCACUGUAGACACACAGUGAAGUGGCUGUUUAAGGAUAAAGAUGUGAAUAAAGACGAGAAAGACUUGAAGACAUCACAGUCUGACUGCUCAGCCAAAGUGACCAUCACGACCUCUCAUUUUAUGUCCAUAUCAAAUAAUUAUGCGUUAUUCAAGUGUAAUGUGACUGAUAAGUACACUGGAAACAUGCAGCUGUUUACCUUCAGCCUUCAGUCGUCUGAUGAUAAAACAGAUUUUCCAGAAUGGGCGACGUUCAUCAUUGUGGCUGUUGGUUUACUAACACUCUUAAUGAUUUUUGUGGUAUUCAUCAAAUGGAAGAGAAAUAAAGCAAACAAAACACAGAUGGAUGACAAGAUUGGGUGGAGCUUAGACUCUGCAGUGCCUCCUUCUGCCCCAGAAACCAUUCAGGACACGGCUGAUCCUGAAGAUGGUCUCUCCUACGUCUCCGUCAGCUACACCAAGACAUCCAACAGUAAAGCCCAGGGUAAAGAUGGUGAAAAUGAUACUGUCACUUACACCACGGUCAAAGUUCACUCCUCUUCUGCUGGAGCCUCCACUGAUCCCUGCGACCUCUAUGCUACCAUCAUUGACCCAAGCAUAUAAGAGUCAGUAUAGUCAUAGCUCAUAUUAUAGAUGAGACAUUUAUAAUUUACCAUUUACCAUAUUUGACACUGAUGAAUGUCAAAUAUAUGUAAAUAAAUGUUACCUGUAUCUCUGUGGGGAAUUUAUCUAUGCAGAGAAUUUGAUAUUUUAUCCUAAUAAUAAUAAGUUAUUUACAAUAUGCAAUAUUGAUUUUGUUUGAUGCAUGAAGGAAAAGAUGAAAAACAUAUUUAAGAUGUAUUUUUUUUCUUUUGCACCAUUUGUUUUAUCAACAUUUUAAGGAUUGUUGCAAAAAGCUUUUUGUCCAGAAGGUGGGGUAGUAGAUUAGCUAGAAGCAUGUGGUAAAAUAUAGUAUAGAAGUAAUGACCCCUCCACUCGCCAUGUGUAAAACAAAUAAAA